This is a messenger RNA of Mangifera indica (mango), 1218 nucleotides long. RefSeq names its product prohibitin-3, mitochondrial. Gene Ontology annotation, cellular component: membrane; mitochondrion. The transcript is spliced from 3 exons. Gene Ontology annotation, biological process: mitochondrion organization. Bases 107 to 961 code for a protein of 284 amino acids. The record is from RefSeq and is a predicted model, not a curated record. NCBI's taxonomy places the organism in Eukaryota, Viridiplantae, Streptophyta, Magnoliopsida, Sapindales, Anacardiaceae.
UACUCUCUAAUUUUCAUACAGACAAGCAUAGCACACACCCCCUCUUACUCUGUUCCCACCUCUAAACUAAACCCCAACUAAAACCCCUACCUUCUGUGCUUUGAAAAUGGGCAGCAGCCAAGCCGCAAUAUCGUUUCUGAACAACCUUGCUCGCGCUGCUUUCGGGCUUGGGGCGGCCGCUACCGUGGUAAAUGCGUCGCUCUACACCGUUGAUGGAGGCGAGCGGGCCGUGCUCUUUGACAGAUUCCGUGGUGUGAUCGAUGAGACCGUUGGUGAAGGGACCCACUUCCUCAUCCCGUGGCUCCAGAAGCCGUUCAUCUUCGAUAUCCGCACCCGGCCCCACACCUUCUCUUCCAUUUCUGGAACCAAAGAUCUCCAGAUGGUCAACCUAACCCUCCGUGUUCUCUCUCGCCCUGAGGUUUUACGGCUGCCCUACAUUUUCCAACAUCUUGGACUUGAGUAUGACGAGAAGGUGCUUCCAUCAAUUGGGAAUGAAGUCCUUAAGGCUGUGGUUGCACAGUUCAAUGCUGAUCAGCUUCUUACUGAGCGUCCCCAUGUUUCUGCAUUGGUCCGAGAGUCCCUGAUCAGACGUGCGAGGGACUUCAACAUUGUGCUGGAUGAUGUGGCUAUCACACACUUGUCAUAUGGGGCAGAAUUUUCAAGGGCAGUGGAGCAGAAGCAGGUGGCACAGCAGGAGGCGGAGAGGUCUAAGUUUGUUGUCAUGAAGGCUGACCAGGAAAGGCGGGCUGCAGUUAUUAGGGCUGAGGGUGAAAGUGAGGCUGCACAACUAAUUUCUGAUGCAACUUCUAAGGCAGGUAUGGGAUUGAUUGAGCUGAGGAGGAUUGAAGCAUCAAGGGAAGUUGCAGCCACUCUGGCUAGGUCUUCUAAUGUGGCUUACCUACCUGGUGGGAAGAACAACAUGCUUCUGGCACUAAACCCUGCCCUGGCUGGCGGCCGUUGAAUAACAGGAUCUGCUCAUGUGGUUAGGGCAUGUUCAAGUUGUGAAAGUUGCCCCUGCUUAGUUACUGGAAUUUCUUUUUGCUUUCAUUAGAUUUUUUAAUUCAAGAACUUCUGUAAUAAUCUUGUGCUUUGAUGUAAACAAUGGGUUUCUUGUCUUGAUCUUGACUAUUUCCAUCUUCUUGUGGGGCUGCAAAUAUGGGAACAAAGUUGCUCGGCCUUUCAUUUUUCAUCUAUCAGAUGGUCCAUUGUUAUUGGUAA